AUGUUAAAGCGUCACUUACUUGUUUCUUCACAUUACCGUAUUUUUCAUUGGACUGCUUCUUUAGGUACACAACGACGCUUUCAAGGACGAAUUCCAAAUAAAGGUUAUCGUGAACAACCAACAGUACCGGAUCGACUUAAGGAUGCGGUUUCUCUUUUUGGGGCUGAUGCACAUAAUGUCACCCCGGAUGAUCCACCCUACAUUCCAGAGGAACAACGGAUGCACAUGACUAAAGAGAUUAUGGGGAGUAAUCAGAAUAUGAAGAAUCAUGCUAAAAUGGAUAGAUUACGAGUAGCGUUAGAUGCUGUACAUAAUGGAAGUCCUGAUCAUGCAGGAUGGAAAGAGGUAUAUCUUUUUCUUCGUACUACGGAGUUAUGCUGUGAGUUAGAAAAAGAUCCUACAGAUGUUUUCCCAAAAGGUAAAAAACUUUGGAUUAAUUUAGAUGAAUGUGAAGAGAGACGACGUCCAGUACUAAUGCAGAUGCCGAAUGGUAUGAUUGUAUUACCUGUUUUCUCUAUGGAGGAAUACCUUGAUCAUUAUUUUUCUCGAGUUGAUGCCUUUGAAUCUUGUUGGUUCCCCAUUCCAAGAAUGGGUUCACAGUAUGAAAAUUUUUGUAGUUUACCUUUUCCUGUUACAGCUGUUGGGGGAAUGAAACAUUUUAGUGCUCUCGCCACAGUAGCGUUAUCAUCAUUACAAUUUGGAAUUCUUGUUAAUCCUGGACAACGUACCAGUAAAUUUAUUACCUAUCCAGAAAUGGUAGAACUUGCUCGACAACAAAGUAUGCGACCUAAAGAUCGUAAUAGUAAUUUAAAACGUAAGAAUGGUGAAAUAGAAGAGGAUUUGUUUGAACCAAUUUUUAGAUGUGGGUUUGACACUAGAAAACUUCUGAUGAAACGUGUAGAGCCUUUGGAUCUGAGUAAGAUUCUUAAUCCCCGUCCUCGUAUACCUCCUGUGGCAACAUUAGAGUUGCAUCUUCUUCUUUUUGAAUAUGAAAAAAUAUUAAAAGUUUUUGUUCGAACUGUAGAAAGACCACGUUGGCGUCGCGUUUUUGGAGCUUCUGAAAAGAUGACUCAAAUAGACGUUGUCCUUGAAGGUGGAAAAGCUAAUCGAGAGAUAUUUGAGCGUAUUAAGAAGUGGAGUUUCAUGGGAGAAUUUCAUUCCGAUGUACACAUUGAGUUUGCAUCCACAGUACCUGUUGGACUGGAUGGGGAUGGAAUGAUAAUGGUGUACGAUACGACUGAUGGAAAGCUUUUGCGUGAAAUGAAAACCUUCAGAGGAGUUACACUUCGAAGUGCCAUUGGAUAUGAUGAGCCUCUUCUGGACGAGUAUGGAAAUCCCGCAUCCUUUGUGUCUCGUAAUUGA
This is a messenger RNA of Trypanosoma theileri, 1362 nucleotides long. RefSeq lists its product as uncharacterized. Lineage: Eukaryota; Euglenozoa; Kinetoplastea; Trypanosomatida; Trypanosomatidae. The transcript has a single exon. Bases 1 to 1362 code for a protein of 453 amino acids. The record is from RefSeq and is a predicted model, not a curated record.